This is a messenger RNA of Lodderomyces theae, 729 nucleotides long. It is a transcript of the gene VPS22, whose product is annotated as ESCRT-II subunit protein. Gene Ontology annotation, cellular component: ESCRT II complex. Bases 1 to 729 code for a protein of 242 amino acids. Lineage: Eukaryota; Fungi; Ascomycota; Pichiomycetes; Serinales; Debaryomycetaceae. Gene Ontology annotation, biological process: protein transport to vacuole involved in ubiquitin-dependent protein catabolic process via the multivesicular body sorting pathway. The transcript has a single exon. The record is from RefSeq and is a predicted model, not a curated record.
AUGGAUCCACUUUCAGAUAGAGAUGCAUACCAAGAACUAGGAAAACGCUUGAACCAACAACACUCUGAGCAACUUGCCACUCAGUUACAAGUUUUCCGAUCGGCAUUGGUAAACUUUGUCAAUGAUCAUGGAAAUGAAAUCAAGAGCAAUGCUGAGUUUCGUUCUAAAUUCAAUCAGAUUUCACAGCUGAUAGGCAUGGAUCCGUUGGAUCUACUCAUAUACGCCAAUUCCAAGAAUAUUACCAGCAAAGGUGGCAACAAUAAACGUGACACAAACAACUUUACCACUGGACUAGCGGUUAAAAUUGUUGAAAUAUGCCAAGAGACUCGGGACUUGAAUGGAGGAUUGAUACCAAUACGAGAGCUACAAUCAAUCUUGACUGAUAACACAUCAGAUUUGAAAAUUGAAGUUUCUGCAAAAUCCAUAGAACAAGCUAUAACCAUACUAAAUUCAAUGGGUAAGAAUUAUGAAUUGCUUGUCAUAAACAAUGAAUCGUGGCUAAAGUUUUCGUCAAUUGAAAAUUUAUCAAGUGACCAACUAAAGAUUUACGAGUUGUGCAGCUUCACCGGUGGGUAUGCAACCAUGGGACUCAUUAGAGAUAAUUAUGGCUGGGAUAAAAUAAGAACCCAUAGUGUCAUUGAUGAAAUGAUCAUGAACGGGAUAUUAUGGGUUGAUGAACAGGGUGAAGAUGAAUGGCAGUACUGGGAGCCCUCUUGGAUAUCUCAUUAA